CAGGGACAGAAGGCUUGGAGGACGCUCUCGGUGUAUUGCCCUCAUUCGGGCUUUCUCCCCUCAGCGCGUCUUUGUUCGAAUCCCAGCAGCUCUCGCGAAACAGAUGGCGUCCCGCUCGCGCUCCCCUCGGCCAAUCGCGCGCGCCAUAAUCAGCUGACUCGCGCGGACAGCGCCAGGUGCGCGAGCUCCGCUAUUCUGUCUGCGAAGCGCGUGCUGCUCCAGUGUGCAGAGACCACCGGUGGCGUACCGCUGCUCCUCUCUCUAACCGGACCAUGCUCUUUUCUAUCAGGGGGAAUCCGCGUGGACAUAACGAAACGGGUGCCCGAAUAAAACAUAUGGCUUGAAGGCGUCUCGUGGUGUAAAACUAGGGAGCAACGCGAUCACAAACACACACAGGCUCAUAUCGCCUUCUGGAUUUGUCCCCUUGUUUGUUGACGUUUCGGUCUGUAAGGACAUUGCAUGCACUGAGGGAGGAGGCCGGUGUAACUGAAACGUGCACGCCAAAAAAGACCCAGUUGUGUCAUCCUAAAAUCAGACUGUGGAUCAGAAACAACCCUGUUGGUGUCUACAGGGAUUAUAGUGGGAAACUACCGUUUGAAUUUCUGUGCCACUGUUGCUCAAGUUUUUACAGUAAAAAAGGAUGAUGCAGUUCUGAACACUUGAUGAAAGUCUCACCGUACAGUCCAUAUCUUUUUUGCUUCUUUGGGAAUUCAGACCAUUUUUGAUCAGAGUGGGUAAAAUGGCUAUAGGGACUGCAUUCUGUGUUGCUCAGCCUUGCUUUAUUUUGCUGUUGGCAGUACUUACAUUCUCUGCUGUUGAAUCUACAGAGUGUCCUCAGCUAUGCGUAUGUGAAAUCCGGCCAUGGUUCACACCCCAGUCUACCUACAGGGAAGCGAUCACUGUAGACUGCAAUGACCUACGUCUUACACGUAUCCCUGGAAAUCUGUCAAGUGACACACAGGUGUUGUUGUUGCAGAGUAACUAUAUUGCAAGGACCACUGAGGAACUGGAGCAGUUGCUAAACUUGACUGAACUGGAUCUCUCCCAGAACAACUUUACCAACAUUCGUGAUAUAGGCUUGACCAACAUGUCCCAGCUCACCACACUCCAUCUGGAGGAAAACCAAAUUGUUGAGAUGCCUGAUUUCUGCCUUCAGGACCUUACAAACCUUCAGGAGCUUUAUAUAAACCACAAUCAAAUUAGUUCCAUUGCACCUAAUGCAUUUGCUGGGUUGAGCAGCUUGCUAAGGCUACACCUGAACUCAAACAAACUCAAAGCUAUUAAUAGCCGCUGGUUUGAUUCAACACCUAACCUGGAGAUCCUUAUGAUUGGAGAAAAUCCUGUAGUUGGUAUUCUGGAUUUGAAUUUUAAACCUCUUGUUAACCUUAGAAGUUUAGUAUUAGCAGGGAUGGAACUUACUGAUAUACCUGGCAAUGCUUUUGUAGGACUUGACAAUCUUGAGAGCCUCUCUUUCUAUGAUAACAGACUUGUGAAUGUUCCUCAAAAUGCACUCCAGAAACUACCAAACCUGAAGUUUUUGGAUUUGAACAAAAACCCUGUACACAAAAUCCAGGAGGGGGACUUUAAAAACAUGCUAAGGCUUAAAGAACUUGGCAUUAAUAAUAUGGGGGAGCUUGUAUCCAUUGACCGUUUUGCACUGGACAAUCUGCCAGAACUGACCAAACUUGAAGCCACCAAUAACCCCAAGCUCUCAUACAUUAGCCGAUUAGCAUUCCGUGAUGUUCCAUCUCUUGAGAGUCUAAUGCUCAACAACAACGCUCUAAACUCAGUUUACUUGGCAACAGUAGAAUCUUUACCAAACCUGCGGGAGAUCAGCAUUCACAGCAACCCACUGCGGUGUGAUUGUGUUAUUCAGUGGAUGAGUUCAAAUAAGACAACCAUAAGAUUUAUGGAACCUCUAUCAAUGUACUGUGCAAUGCCACCUGAGGUCAGAGGCCAGCGAAUAAGAGAGGCACUUUCACAUGAAUCUGCUGAACAAUGUUUGCCAAUGAUAUCCCACGAUACGUUCCCUAAUCAUCUUAACCUGGAUAUUGGCAUGGCCGUAGACCUUGAUUGUCGUGCAAUGGCAGAGCCUGAACCAGAGAUAUACUGGGUAACACCAUUAGGCAACAAGGUCAUGAUGGAUACUGUGUCUGAUAAGUACCGUCUGAACAGUGCUGGAACACUGCAUAUAUCAAACAUUCAGGCUGAUGAUUCUGGUCGCUACACAUGUGUUGCUCAGAAUACAGAAGGUGCUGACACUAGGGUGACUGCGAUCCGAGUCAAUGGUACUCUCCUGGACAACACACAGCUUAUGAAAAUGUAUGUGAAACAGACCGAGUCCCACUCAAUACUCGUCUCCUGGAAGGUAAACUCCAAUGUAAUGACUUCUAAUCUCAAGUGGUCUUCAGCCACCAUGAAGAUCGACAACCCUCAUAUCACCUACACAGCCAGGGUCCCUGUAGAUGUCCAUGAGUACAAUCUGACCCACCUUCAGCCAGCUACUGAAUAUGAGGUCUGUCUCUCAGUGUCCAAUAUUCACCAACAGACUCAAAAGUCUUGUGUAAAUGUCACAACUAAACAUUCAACAUUUGCUGUGGAAAUAUCUGACCAGGGCACCAACACAGCUCUUGCUGCUGUCAUGGGUACAAUCCUCGCUAUCAUCAGCCUGGUGUUCAUCUCUGUCUACAUUGCCAAGAGAUGGAAAAGGAAGAACUAUCACCACUCUCUCAAAAAAUACAUGCAGAAAACCUCUUCUAUUCCCCUUAACGAGCUAUACCCUCCCCUCAUCAAUCUGUGGGAUGUAGACACUGAAAAGGACAAAGAUGGCUCCCUGGAGCCAAAGCCAAGCCAGGUUGACACAACAAGAAGCUACUACAUGUGGUGAAGUCCAUCAAAAACUUGUUUUGGAGCACAAAGACACAUUUUAUUAUCUGUGCGAAAAAUGAAAGUGAAUUUAUUCUCUGCAUUGCUUACUGGUAACAACUACACUGCCAGUCAAAAGUUUUUGAGCACUGAGUUUUUUUUUACAGUUACAUAAUUAAACAAGUGAUAUGAUUAUAAUGCUUUAUUAAAGGCAAAAGCACUUGUUUGGUGAACCGGUCACCUCAAGCUUAUAGUUUAGUGUGAAUUGGUUCCAAGCCACAAAAAAAGGCAGUGGGAGCAAGUGUUUUUUACGUUCAUGUGGAAGAAAUAACAAGACCACAUUUACAUGGAAGUGUAGCAAGUGCUCACAUUGCACAGUGUUGAUUUAUUAAUGUUCGGUAACUGUUCUAAUUUACGGUGAUGUUGGUUUAAGUAACUAAUUUGUACAUAUUUUGAGAAAUAAAUCAUGUGGUCUGCAGGAGCAGCCAGAAUUAGUCACAAGUGUCUGCAGGUAAUAAUUAAUAAUAAUUUCUUUAGGAGUUUAUGAAAGUGGUUAAAAUAAAUACAACAACAACAAAAUCCCCCAACCAUUUCUACUACAAGUGCCUAAUAAGGUUUUCCAGCCUUUUUCUUUCAGUUAGAUCCAAGUUUACCCCAAUAAAAGAAAAUGUUAGAAAUCUUUUUUAGUUCAUUUAUACCUAUUUUUAUUUAGAUUUUCUUACUUAAUGCUAAUUCUAAAAUAUUUACCUUGAACCAUUUUUUUUUUAUGUUCAACCAAAUGUUUUCAAUUUGAGAUUCAGAAACUUUUGCUUGGCAGUGUAAAUAGACUAAUGAUUCACAUAUUUUGGUAGAGCAUCUUUUUUUUCCCCUUAGCUCAGUAUUGCAGCUUUGUUUAGUUUCUGAGAAAUGUUAGUAGCUGUGCUUUUUAUGUUCCAUAUAUUUAACCAGCACAGCAUAGAUAUUGUCAAAGAUUAUUUUUGGGUCAGUUGAUGCUAUAACAGUUUGAUCCAGGACUGUACAAAUGUCUUUGACAGUAUUCACAUAGAAUGUACAUUUUCUUUCUCUCUUUUGUAAAACAGUUUAUCUGUUGUGCACCGAAAUAUUUGAAGAACUCUGUCCAUGGACUACAGUGUAAGCUGACAAAAUGAUUUUAGACUUGAGAUCUAUUGUCUAUUAAAUGAUGUUAGCAAUUGUUCUGUAAUGUUGUAUCAACUAUAAUUUUAACUUUUUUUAUCAACAUUAAAAUUUGCGUUAGAACUUAAA
Molecule: messenger RNA, 4128 nt
Organism: Silurus meridionalis
Lineage: Eukaryota; Metazoa; Chordata; Actinopteri; Siluriformes; Siluridae
Gene: lrrn1
Product: leucine rich repeat neuronal 1
Exons: 2
Coding region: 740-2887 (715 amino acids)
Molecular function (GO): protein binding
Source: RefSeq, a predicted model, not a curated record